This is a messenger RNA of Choloepus didactylus (southern two-toed sloth), 1869 nucleotides long. RefSeq names its product paired box 6 (gene PAX6). The coding region runs from base 524 to 1834 and encodes 436 amino acids. The transcript is spliced from 14 exons. Gene Ontology annotation, biological process: regulation of transcription by RNA polymerase II; anatomical structure development. Lineage: Eukaryota; Metazoa; Chordata; Mammalia; Pilosa; Megalonychidae. Gene Ontology annotation, molecular function: RNA polymerase II cis-regulatory region sequence-specific DNA binding; DNA-binding transcription factor activity, RNA polymerase II-specific. The record is from RefSeq and is a predicted model, not a curated record.
AGUGGGUUUGAAAAGCGAACCGUGGCUCGGCCUCAUUUCCCGCUCUGGUUCGGGCGCAGGAGGAAGUGUUUUGCUGGAGGAUGAUGACAGAGGUCAGGCUUCGCUAAUGGGCCAGUGAGGAGCGGUGGAGGCGAGGCCGGGCGCCGGCACACACACAUUAACACACUUGAGCCAUCACCAAUCAGCAUAGGGAUCUGAGAAUUGCUCUCACACACCAACCCAGCAGCGUCCGUGGAGAAAAUUCUCACUGGCAACUCCUUUAAAAUACCGUCAUUUCAAACCUUUGUGGUUUUUAAGCAACAACAACAGGAAAAAAAACAAAACAAAACAAAAAAAACCAACCAAACAAAACUCUUGACAGGAGCUUUGACAACGAGAGAGGAUGCCUCAUAAAGGGGGAAGACCUUAACUAGGGGUGUGCAGAUGUGUGAGGCUUUUUAUUGUAAGAGUGGACAGACAUCCCAGAUUUCAGAGCCCCAUAUCCGAGCCCCGUGGGAUCCAGCGGCCCCCAGGCAGUGCCAGCAUGCAGAACAGUCACAGCGGAGUGAAUCAGCUCGGUGGUGUCUUUGUCAACGGGCGGCCACUGCCGGACUCCACCCGGCAGAAGAUCGUAGAGCUAGCUCACAGCGGGGCCCGGCCGUGCGACAUUUCCCGAAUUCUGCAGACCCAUGCAGAUGCAAAAGUCCAAGUGCUGGACAAUCAAAACGUGUCCAACGGAUGUGUGAGUAAAAUUCUGGGCAGGUAUUACGAGACUGGCUCCAUCAGACCCAGGGCAAUCGGUGGUAGUAAGCCGAGAGUAGCGACUCCAGAAGUUGUAAGCAAAAUAGCCCAGUAUAAGCGGGAGUGCCCGUCCAUCUUUGCUUGGGAAAUCCGAGACAGAUUACUGUCCGAGGGGGUCUGUACCAACGAUAACAUACCAAGUGUGUCAUCAAUAAACAGAGUUCUUCGCAACCUGGCUAGCGAAAAGCAACAGAUGGGCGCAGACGGCAUGUAUGAUAAACUAAGGAUGUUGAACGGGCAGACCGGAAGCUGGGGCACCCGUCCUGGUUGGUAUCCGGGGACUUCGGUGCCAGGGCAACCUACACAAGAUGGCUGCCAGCAACAGGAAGGAGGGGGAGAGAAUACCAACUCCAUCAGUUCCAACGGAGAAGAUUCAGAUGAGGCCCAAAUGCGACUUCAGCUGAAGCGGAAGCUGCAAAGAAAUAGAACAUCCUUUACCCAAGAGCAAAUUGAGGCCCUGGAGAAAGAGUUUGAGAGAACCCAUUAUCCAGAUGUGUUUGCCCGAGAGAGACUAGCAGCCAAAAUAGAUCUACCUGAAGCAAGAAUACAGGUGUGGUUUUCAAAUCGAAGGGCAAAAUGGAGAAGAGAAGAAAAACUGAGGAAUCAGAGAAGACAGGCCAGCAACACACCUAGUCAUAUUCCCAUCAGCAGUAGUUUCAGUACCAGUGUCUACCAACCAAUCCCACAACCCACCACACCUGUUUCGUCCUUCACAUCUGGCUCCAUGUUGGGUCGAACAGACACAGCCCUCACAAACACUUACAGUGCUCUGCCGCCCAUGCCCAGCUUCACCAUGGCAAAUAACCUGCCUAUGCAACCCCCAGUCCCCAGUCAGACCUCCUCAUACUCCUGCAUGCUGCCCACCAGCCCAUCGGUGAACGGGCGGAGUUAUGAUACCUACACUCCCCCCCAUAUGCAGACACACAUGAAUAGUCAGCCAAUGGGCACCUCGGGUACCACUUCAACAGGCCUCAUUUCCCCUGGUGUGUCCGUUCCAGUUCAAGUUCCCGGAAGUGAACCAGAUAUGUCUCAAUAUUGGCCAAGAUUACAGUAAAAAAAAAAAAAAAAAAAGGAAAUAUUGUAUUAAUU